Stylophora pistillata is the source of this 333-nucleotide messenger RNA. RefSeq lists its product as uncharacterized. Lineage: Eukaryota; Metazoa; Cnidaria; Anthozoa; Scleractinia; Pocilloporidae. The record is from RefSeq and is a predicted model, not a curated record.
AUGGAGACACUGAUGAUUCUUUUAAGAAGAUUGACGUACCCUAAUCGAUGGAGUGGUCUGGUUCCUGUUUUCGGCCGAACGGUAUCAGAACUGAGCUUGAUAUUUAACAAGACUAUGGAUGAUAUCUAUGACAGAUUUCAUCACCUCUUAGACUGUCUUGACUUGGUAUGGCUUGAGCCUGAGGCUUUUGCCGAUGCUGUUCACGAAAAAGGAGCUCCUCUUACUGGGUGUUGGGGUUUUAUCGACUGGACUCCCCGACCAAUCGCUCGUCCUGUCCGCAAUGAACGACUUAUGUUCAAUGGUCACAAGAGAACACACUGCGUAAAAUUCCAG